UGUGUGUGUAGGUGUGUGUAGGUGUAUGUAGGUGUUUGUAAAUGUCCGUAAAAGUGUUAGUGUGUGUAAGUUUGUUGUGUUUCUAUGUGUGUGUAAGUCUGUGUAAGUUUGUAUAAGGGUGCGUAAGUGUGUGUAAGUGUUUGUAA
Actinia tenebrosa (Australian red waratah sea anemone) is the source of this 146-nucleotide messenger RNA. RefSeq lists its product as uncharacterized. NCBI's taxonomy places the organism in Eukaryota, Metazoa, Cnidaria, Anthozoa, Actiniaria, Actiniidae. The record is from RefSeq and is a predicted model, not a curated record.